AAGCGACACGGAGGAAACUCUGCAAGACCUGAAGAUGGACAACCAGACCGCGGCUCUCCUGGCCUCUGCCGCCUGCGGGCUGGGAGCCCUGCUGGUGCUGAUGCGGAGCGCCAGCAGACACCGGGCAGCGGAGGACAAGAUCCAGAGAGCCAGGAGCCGGAGGACCGAGAGCCUGCAGCGGGCUGAGCAGGAGGUGCUCCGCUUCAGACAGACGCAUCCAUCCUCCGACUCUGCGGCCAUCUUGUCCCUGUCGCUGCCUGAGUUGACAAAGCAGCUGCGGGAAGAUUCGCUCUCCCCCGAGGACGUGUUUUACUCCUACAUGGAAAAGACUCUGGCUGUGCACAAGAAGCUGAACUGCUGCACAGAGGUUUUGCUGGAGAGUUUCGACCAGCUGAAAAAACUUGGCUCCAACAAGGACGGCCUCCUCUACGGGGUUCCUAUCAGCAUCAAAGACAAUGUCGCUUAUAAGAACCACGACUGCACCUGCGGUCUGAUCAUUAAUCUGGACCAGCCAGCCGAGAAGGACAGUGUGAUCGUGGAAGUACUGAAGAAACAAGGAGCCAUUCCUUUUGUGAAAACCAACCUGCCUCAAGCGCUGUUAAAUUAUGACUGCAGCAACCCCAUCUUCGGGCAGACUGUGAACCCCUAUAAUGCCCAGAAGACCUCCGGAGGUUCCUCCGGUGGAGAGGGAGCUCUGGUCGGAGGAGGAGGCUCCAUUCUUGGCAUUGGCACCGACAUAGGUGGGAGCAUCCGCAUACCUGCCUCUUUCUGCGGCAUCUGUGGCUUUAAGCCCACAUCAGGCCGACUCAGUUCACAGGGCAUUGUUCCAAUUUACCGAGGUCAAAAGAGCGUGCUGUCAUCUCCUGGACCCCUGGCCCGGGACGUGGACAGUUUAGCUCUGUGUAUGCAGGCUCUCCUCUGUGACCACAUGUUUUCCCUGGACCCCACUGUACCACCAUUACCCUUUAAUCUUCAGACGUACCAGAGCUCCAGGCCUCUCAGGAUUGGUUACCUUGAAAACGAUGGGUACACACAGCCCUCUCCCAGCAUGGUUCGCGGUCUCAGAGAGGUCAAAGCGCUGUUGGAGCGGGCUGGGCACACUCUGGUGCCGUAUGAACCUCUGAAGGUGAAUCACGUCGUUAGUGAACUCAUAGUUAAGGGCGUCUUUGCAGAUGGAACCACCAGCAUGCUACAGAAACUGAAGGGAGGACCCCUGGAACCUUGCCUGAAGCCUCAAGUUCAGUUGUACUCUCUUCCUAAGUGGUUGAAGAGAACCCUCGUGUUCCUGUUGAAGCCCUUUAGUCCUCGCCUCCCUGACGUCCUUGGCGCCCUUUGUGGAGUCAGAUCCGCGUCAGAGCUUUGGAAGCAGCAUGCUGCUGUUGAGGACUACAUUUCUGAGACGAUCGCGCACUGGAGGAAACACAACAUAGACGUGCUGCUCUGCCCCAUGAUUGGACCGGCCUUCAACUUCUUAUACUGCGGCAAACUCACAUGUCUCACCAGCUUAACAAUGCUGUACAACCUCCUCAAUUUUCCGGCUGGCGCCGUCCCCGUAUCCACGGUGACAGCUCAGGACGAGGAGGACCUUGAGCAUUUCAGGGGCAAUUAUCAGGACCAGUGGGACAAGCUGCAUAAACAGGCUGUGACCGGAGCAGAGGGUCUGCCCGUGGCGGUGCAGUGCGUGGCCCUGCCCUGGCAGGAUGAGCUCUGUCUGCGCUUCAUGAAGGAGGUGGAACGUCUCGUCAACCACUAGAACAACCCACAUGUUCUGGACCCCACAGCUGGAACCGCAUCUGGCCUCUGGAGUGCAAAUUUUUACAUGAGCUGCGUAAAGUUUAUGUAGCAAAGAUUUUUUUGACCACGGCAGGAAAAUUUUAACAAAUGGGGAUGUAAUUAAAGCGGUUGAUGCUUCUGAAAAGCAGCUGCAUAAUUUGUAGAACAGCACUGCAUUUCUCCUUUAGAGCCAUGUACUGAGACACUUCUACUGUUUUUACCAUUUUUGACACCAUUAAAUGCUUACUUCUGUAAAUUAAUCAAUACUUUGAAUUGCCUGUGUUCAAAUGUUUAACAGAUUAGUAAAUCUUCUUUUAUUGACGGCUGAGAUGUGGAAUGAUGCAGCUGAUCGUCGUAUCCAAGGGCAACAAUUGAAUGGUUUAAAACAAAACGUUGUCAUGUUUAGGAAUGGCCUAGUCAAAGUCCAGACCUAAACCCAAUCGAGAAUCUGUGGCAAGAUCUGAAAACUGCUGUUCACAAAUGCUCUGCAUCUAUUCUGACUGAACCUGGGCUGUUUCGCAAAGAAGAAUGGGCAAAUGUUUCAGUUACUAGAUGUGGUGUGGACACACAUGGUGUUGUCAUUCUUCUGAACAUCAGCAUACAGCCAAAUACAUUUUUAAUAGUGUAAUUUAACAUGAACGUAUGCAUUUGUAUGGCACCUGUGUGCUUUAUUUUUGCUGUCCACAUCCUCAUCACUGAACAACAAACGAGUGAAGGAUGUUUCCGUUCAUAUUCAAGAUGAUUUUGCGUUGAUGCUGUAGCAGGAAAUUAAAAAGAAAUAAAGGACUUUAACGGCA
Fundulus heteroclitus (mummichog) is the source of this 2570-nucleotide messenger RNA. Its product is annotated as vitamin D3 hydroxylase-associated protein. The transcript has 15 exons. The coding region runs from base 35 to 1753 and encodes 572 amino acids. Gene Ontology annotation, biological process: fatty acid catabolic process. Gene Ontology annotation, molecular function: fatty acid amide hydrolase activity; amidase activity. The record is from RefSeq and is a predicted model, not a curated record. NCBI's taxonomy places the organism in Eukaryota, Metazoa, Chordata, Actinopteri, Cyprinodontiformes, Fundulidae.